UAUGCACUCACAGGAGGCGGGGGCGGCUGUCGGUUUGCGCGCUGGCUGCAGGGCGCGCGGGGGAUCGUGUCGGGAAGGUUCCAGAAGGCUCUGGAACCCGGGACAGGGGGAGGAACCGGCUCGGGGGGGGCGCGCAUGCGCUGUCGGGCGCCCGUAUUUCUUCACGUGGGGCGGCGAUUCUGGUGUGUGAGAGAAAGCCAAGUCUCACGCGUGGAGAAGCCCCGAGCGCAGGACACAGGAGGGUCGCGGUGGAACCACGCUGCUGUGUGUAGAAACGUUCAUAGAGACACGUCGGCAUGGCGUUCAGGAAGUUCCUCCCGAUGUUUGACCGCGUGCUGGUGGAGCGCUUGGCCGCGGAGACCGUCUCCAAGGGCGGGAUCAUGCUGCCCGAGAAGUCGCAGGGGAAGGUGCUGCAGGCCACCGUGGUGGCGGUGGGGCCCGGGAGUGUCAACAAGAGUGGUCAGCUGCAGCCGGUCGGCGUCAAGGUGGGGGAGAAGGUCCUGCUGCCCGAGUACGGGGGUACGAAAGUGACGCUGGAUGACAAGGAUUACUUCCUGUUCCGUGAUGGAGAUAUCCUGGGGAAGUACGUGGACUGAAACUCCCUCUCCUUCUCCCCCAGCCCCCGCCCCCAUUCCAGCAGAGAGGAAGAAGGCUGCCCCGUAUUUGUAUUGUUUGUUUUCUCUUUCACUCGAAUGUAAAUACGAAUUGUGUUUUGUUACCAUAAUAAAGCGGAACCGCUGGACCCGGCUGUGUUGUCUGCAGUCGUUGAGACCUCAA
Lepisosteus oculatus (spotted gar) is the source of this 777-nucleotide messenger RNA. RefSeq names its product heat shock 10 protein 1 (gene hspe1). NCBI's taxonomy places the organism in Eukaryota, Metazoa, Chordata, Actinopteri, Semionotiformes, Lepisosteidae. The record is from RefSeq and is a predicted model, not a curated record. Gene Ontology annotation, molecular function: protein-folding chaperone binding; metal ion binding; protein folding chaperone. Gene Ontology annotation, cellular component: mitochondrial matrix.